Messenger RNA from Thamnophis sirtalis, 3809 nucleotides. RefSeq names its product EF-hand and coiled-coil domain containing 1 (gene EFCC1). The record is from RefSeq and is a predicted model, not a curated record. NCBI's taxonomy places the organism in Eukaryota, Metazoa, Chordata, Lepidosauria, Squamata, Natricidae. Gene Ontology annotation, molecular function: calcium ion binding.
AUGGAUCCGCCUGAGGUGUGGGAUCCUUAUAGCCGGCCGGCCCGCCGAACCCAGUGGCUGGUGAGCGCCUUGGCUUACCACUACGGGCUGGACCGGGGGGUAGAGAACGAGAUCAUCGUGCUGGCCACAGGCUUGGAUCAGUACCUGCAGGAGAUCUUCCACCACUUGGAUUGCGAAGGCGAAGGCAAGAUCCCCGGCGAGGAUUUCCAGACCCUCUGCCUGGUGCUGGGGCUGCAAGACGACGAGGGGGAGGCGGCCGCCGACCCGGAGGAAUGCGCUGGCCUCUGCGAGAACCUCUCGGCCGAGCUGACUUUCCGACAGUUCCAUGCCAAGCUGUGCGGCUACUUCAGCACUAAGGCCGGCUGCAAGCUGCCGGACCAGGGCGUCCCGGGGGUGAACAGACUACCUCUGGGCAAGGAGAGCGAACACAUCGAGACCCAGAUUCGCCUCCGCAGCCCGCUCCGCCGCCGCCGGGAGCAAGCUGCGGCGGGACGCAGGGCGGCGGGCAGAGGCUGCCCGCGGAGCAGCGGCGCCCGCUCGUGCUCCUCCUCGCCGCCCGGGUCGUGCUCCCGGGAAUGCUAUGAAGAGAUCGUGGCGCUGGAGCAAGCGGAGGAUCGCAUCGUCAAGCUGGAGGACGAGAACGCCAGCCUGCGCGAACUGGUGGAGGACAUGAGGGCGGCUUUGCAGAGCAGCGAUGCCCGGUGCUUAGCGCUCCAGGUGGGAUUGUGGAAGAGCCACGCACAGCAUAAGAAAAAUGGGACUUGCUUUAUAGGCAGCCGGAGACAACAGGUUAACAAUCGAUUUCAGACUUCCAAGUGCCUUCAGAGCGUUCUAAAAGAAGUUGAAUUAAUCCGAACUUCUAGAGAUGGACAAAUCGAAGAAGCAAUUAAGUUUAACCAAGAACUGGAGAAAGAACUAAGGAAUUCUCACGAAGCCCUCAUAGCCCUGGAAGAUUGCAACCACAGCUUAAAAAGAGAGCAGGCAGAAAUGAGGAAGAAAGUUGAAGAAGCAAGAUGUGUUAUCGUUAACAGCCUUGGAAAAGUAAAGGAGCUAGAAACUAAAGCUCAUAAAGUGUCCCAACUGCAGAUCUAUAUCCAGCAGCUAGAAUCUCAGCUACAGUAUUAUAGAUCAGAGGUCUUAAAGUGCCCAGUUCCUUCACAAAGCAACUCAGAACAGAAGACAAAUGUACCCCUGGAAGGACAAGAUAGCUUAUCACUUGCCCAGCAAGAUAGACGUUCACCAACUGGUGGUGCAGGAGUAUUGGAAAAUGUGGAAGAUCAGAUGUUUCGUUCUGUGGAAGGCCAGGCUGCAUCUGAUGAAGAGGAAGAGAAAUGGAUAGGCGACCAGCAAACCCAAAUGGCUGAAGUAAAGAAGCUCUUAGCUAGAUUUCCUUGUUGCAAUAGCGGGUGUGAUGACACAAUGCUGAAGCAUCUGUGGUCAUCCUUUGGAAACCCCAGUAGCUGUGGCCAUGAAAACUCCGUUGUGGAAUUAAUCCAACAACUCUCAAAAUUAAAAGAUGACUUUCAAAUGAAAGGGCAAGAAGAAAAAGCUCUGGAAACAAAUAUGGAAGAGACAAAAGGUCCAUUGCUGGGGGAAAUACACCAGAAUGCGGAAGAAUCUGAGCUGAUGAAGAUGGAAUUCCAGAUGUUGGAAACAGAGAGAGUAAGGCUGUCACUGGUGGAAGAAAAACUCUUGGAUGUUUUACAGCUGCUUCAGCAACUCCGGGAUCUGAACAUUUCUAAGCGUACCUUGGGGAAAAUCUUACUGAACACUUUGGAAUCCUGCUGUGACUCCCAACAUGGAAAACCACCUAUUGCUGAAGUCUUAGAUGCUCUCUACCAUGAACUGGCUGCCUGCAAACUCACCGGAAGCAAGUCUCUUGAGAAAACACCAGAACAUCAGUCUUUGUCAAGCUCUUUGGUUAUCUCCUGUUGAGCAAUAAUACCUCUGUUGUUGCUGCUGCUGUUGUUUUUCCGAUUAUCACAUGCGUUAAAAGUUUCAAAAUGCAAAAUCAUGGAGGGUUCUGCCAUCUAUGUAAUGAUCCAAUGCAAGAGAUGGAAUGAUAAAAUAAAUGGCAUAAAGAGAUAGGCAAAUGGAACAGAAAGUGCAGAACUAUUUAUAAAGACUGGCAAUGGGCCUUGAAUAGAUUUUGAAGGAUGGCUCUUAAUACAAUUAAAUAUAUCAUUUGAGAUUUGAGAACUAUGUGAGUACAACAUAUAUCUGAAACCUGAAAUAUGUUCAAUAUUUCCAAAGUCCCCCAAACUCUCAUUUAAUGUACAAAUAAAUUUUUAUCCAAUAUUUACUCCACAUGGAAUUAAGUGGCAUCUAAAAUCUCUAUUUUACCAGUAUCAUUCAUAUACCACAAGUUAGUCCAUACUUUAAUGAUCUUAACUGGGACCUAACGUCUCUAUCACUAAGCAGAAAUUGUUUAUCACAUAAACAAUCUGCUGAUGGUUAUUAAGCAAAUGGUUAUUCUGAGAGAUAUUAUAUGAAUGUGACUUUUGACUUCCUGCCGGUUUUCCCAUUGGUUUUGCUUGUUAAAGCCAGCUGGAAGGUAGCAAAUGGCAAUCACAUGACUACACAUAUGCUAAAAUAGUUAUAUGUUCAAGAACCAGUCAUAAGUCAAUUUUUCAGCACUGUCAUAACUUCCAACGGUUGCUAAACAAAUAGUUGUUAAGCAAGGACUAGCUAUAAUUUAUAUUGGUACCAAUAUGGUGAAAACCGACUCUGAAAGUUCCCAUGGUUUUCACCUAGUUAAAAAGUGAAAGUUCCCCCUUUCCCCUCAGUCAUCAGUCACAUUGUCCAAUAGAGGUGCUGGCCGGCUGCUUGGUUACUCCACUCCUCCUCUCCCCAGCUACCUGUUGAAAUCUCCUUGGUUCCCACAGGAAAACUUUUUGUUUUAACUACAAAACCACAGCUAUCUAUUUUCUCCCCUCCCUGAUCCUCUUCUGCCUUAUGGCAACCCUGAAGCCAUAAGUCAGCCAGGUCCGCUUCAGGGUUGACAGCAACAUUUAGACAUUGGCACCAAAAAGAUUACAUAUCUACAGUAAUUGUAGCUCUUUGUUUUUUAAUGGAAUCCUAACAACUUCCCACUGAAGUUAGCUGCAAAAUGGGAUCAGAAAAACAAAGAACAGAGUACUUUGGGAGAGGGUGUAAAAGAAACAGGUUGUAAUUCUUUCACACACAAAAAUCUACUCUUUGUUUUUUUUUAGUUAGUUUGGAUUGAUAGUUAUGAUAUGAAGGUAGAAAUGUUUAUCUACCACAAACCAUUCACACCCAUCUCUAUCAGCACUUUCAGAUCUUCCAUCUGUCCAUUCUUGCUUUUCAGCAAUCUGUAAAAUAGUUAUAGGUUGUUAUCACUGCAUGUACUUGGAAAAACUAUGUGUGUUAAAAAUAAUCUGGCUGAAUGAUGUAUGUAUGGCUACUUGUAAACAUAGUUUAUUUGAUUCUAGAAUUCUGUCUGCAUUUUUUUUACUGGAAAUUUACAAAUGUAGUAUAUCUUGGUAAGACCUUUUAACUAUUAUCUUCAACCCUAGUAAAAUGUAGGUGGUUAUAUUAAAAGUCACCUUGGUUUUUUAAAAAUAAUGCCAGUACAGCAAAAAAAAAAAAAAGUGUGUGUGUGUCUAUGUAAUAGGAGCCAGAUAGAAUCACAGGAAGUAUCUGGUUAUAUAUUUGAGGGUAUAUAAAGUACUUGGAUUAUUUAAAUUGUAUUCCUUCCCAUUAUGAAUCUAAAGAGCUGCAGUGGUUAGAGUUCAGUACUGUAGGCUCCUUCUGCUGACUGCUGGCUGAUUGCAAUUUGGCAGUUCGAA